Molecule: messenger RNA, 1825 nt
Organism: Bombina bombina (fire-bellied toad)
Lineage: Eukaryota; Metazoa; Chordata; Amphibia; Anura; Bombinatoridae
Gene: TAPBP
Product: TAP binding protein
Exons: 8
Coding region: 170-1471 (433 amino acids)
Source: RefSeq, a predicted model, not a curated record
GAUAACAACACACAACAGAGAGAGGGAGACGACGCACGGCCCAAGAUAGGGUGCAGGGGGUAGUGAGGGACAAAUAAAGGAGACAGCUCCCUGAGACUAGUCUGCAACAGUGAGACGCACAUCCUUACACUGAGGUGGUUUUCUCUACUUGCAGCUCAGUCCUGCUAACAUGAUCCCUUCAACCAUAUACAAGAUGUCACUUAUUUAUCAUGUGUUAGGGAUUGUCCUGUUUAUGAACACUCUGGUCUCUGGCAAUGGCUUCAUUUCCUGCUGGUAUGUGGAAGAGAUUCCCGGUACUGCUACCAAGCCAAAAUCUAUACAGCAGACUCCUGUGCACUUAGUGCUCACAGACACCUCCAGCUUGACCCCUGCACCAGCCGUGAUCCCAGAAGAAGGCACCUUGGUGUACUAUGUCACUGACUCCUCUGGCAAGUUAAGGUCUCGUGAAUUCACCAACUGUGAGAUGACAGAACACCUACCCCAGGAGGUCUCACUGGAUUGGGCCCGCUCUCUCACGAAAGAAGAGAUCAGCCCUCCUUCUUUGGGGCGCACUUGGUACAGCAUGUCCGCUAGAGAUGAGACUGAUGGGUACAGUGUUAGUGCCGUACUAGGGCCACAGGGCGAGAAAGAUGACCAUCUGGCAGUCACAUUAGCUGUGUACACCCCAUCCGUGUCCCAAUUUGCAACUUUUGACAAGCCCAUGACCAUUCCAUGUGGUCUCUGGCGAGGGCAACAGUCUCGUUUCUCUGUGGAGUGGAGACACAGAGCUCUUGGCGAUGGGACGGUUCUCUACGCUUACGAUGGGCGACUAGAUCGGGUGGCAGAAGCUGCACCAGACUGUCGCAUGAACUUCACUGCCUUGCACUCUUCUGGGGACGCGUCCCUCACACUGGAAAAAGCUGAUGUCCGAUACCAGGGAACCUUUCUCUGCACUGUCUACUUGCCCUAUGUGAGAGCGCAGAGGGACAUCCAGCUAAAGGUUACAGCUGUCCCUCAAGUCACUCUCCUCCCUGACCCUCUCUUUGGCCGCCCUGAUGAGGAGUUGACCCUCACCUGUGCCAUCUCUCACUUUCAUCCACUGGAAAUCUCUGUGGAGUUCCUGGUCCGUCUCCCAGGGGAGCCACAUUCUACCCUCCUCUCUGGAACUACUCUAUCCCCUCACAGCCGCAACCAAGAUGGCACCUUCAGCAUGACAGCAUCACUACGCAUCAAUGUCAGUGCUCAACACCAUGGGGCUCGAUACUCCUGCCGUGUCUACCACGUCAGCUCCAAAGAAGGCCUGACACGUUCACGUACCCUCCAAGUGGCAGGUAUCUCUGGGCCGUCUAUUGAAGAUGGGAUGUAUCUAUUUGUGACAGCUCUAAUCCUGUACGGAAUCUUCAGUUUACUGCACAAGAAAGUUGUUCCUUUGUUCAGUACUUCUGAGACCAAGGAGGAUGCAAAGGGCAAAGCUGAAAAAAAGGUGAAAUAAAGACAAAAACAAAUGUGACCCUGUCACAGUGACAUCAUGUAUUUGACCUUCAACAGCCUAAUUUGAUUGAGAUUACAGAGAGGGGUGAUAUGUGACACGAGAUUGACUCACCUCAUAUGAAUCACACCCUUCACAACUCCCUUCCGAGAUAAAUAUCGUUCUUUUAAAAUAAGACCUUGAUGGGAUAUUUAAUUCCUGGCCACAUAUAAGUUGGUUUCCAUUUGACAUUAGUAGAACAUAAAUUUGUGCAUUUUUUUUCUUCUGUUCAUCUCUAGAUGUGUAUACUAUGAAUUAGACUUCAAAUUGACUGUGAGACACAUUAUUGAGUUGGAUAAAUCUCUUUGUGCACAGGGA